CUCCCCCAACACAACACCAAACCAAACAAAAAAGAGGCCGCUGGCGGACGCCCACCAACCAAAAAACCACACCUUUCCUGUCCUCGCCGCGCGCCGCCGGAGAAGCAGAAGCAGAAGCAGAAGCCGUACCGCUCCUCCUCUCCCUCUUCCGGGACCGCCGUCUGCCUCAUUUCCAUUCGCGCCCGCCGGAGGGUUCAUUUUGCUCAUUUACUUGCUGGGCACUGGUUCAACUGAUGGCCGUAUACCUAGAAAGGAGUUUCUUGUAAAUUCCCAUCCAUAUUCAACUCUGCUAUCAUCAUUUUCUUCACUAGCAUUUGGCAAUAAUGUCCGAGAGCGAGUUAGCAGUAAUAAAACCAGAGGCAUUGAAGACUUAUAUUUGGCUUCAGUGCUUUGAUGGUUCCAUACAACAAGUGGAGGAGGAGGUUGCGAUGUUCUGCCCCAUGAUAUGUCGGGAAAUAGUGAAAAAUGGCACAGGGUCAUCCAAAAAUCAUGCCAUUGCUCUCCCUGAAAGAGUUAAUCCGGCCAGUUUGAGUUUAAUUCUUGACUACUGUCGGUUUCAUCAGGUCCCUGGGCGCUCAAACAAGGAGCGGAAGUCAUUUGAUGAAAAGUUUGUUAGGAUAGACACAGAAAGACUCUGUGAAUUGACUUCUGCAGCAGACAGUCUACAGUUAAAGCCACUUGUUGAUCUUACUAGUCGAGCUCUUGCUCGAAUAAUUGAAGGAAAAACACCUGAGGAAAUUCGUGACAUUUUCCAUUUACCAGAUGACUUAACAGAGGAAGAGAAAUUGGAGCCUCUAAAAAAUAUAAAUGAUGAUCCUAGGAUUCGCUUAUUGAACCGAUUGUAUGCAAAGAAGCGCAAAGAGCUCCAGGAACGCCAGAAGCUAAAGGAUGUUCAAGUACAAGAAGAACAAAAAGAUGAGAGAUCUUUGGAUGAGUUACUUUGUUUUAUAAACGGAGAUGGAGGUUCUGGUGGUGGGAAAGCUGCCAAGAGUAAGAAAAAGAAUAAAAGGAGGAAGGAUCAAGCUAAGAAUCCCCCAAAAGCUGACUCUGAACCUGUAAAUAAGGAGGGAGCUGUUUGUGUGGUUCCGCGCAAAGUGGAUAAUUGCAAUAUAUCUAGACUUCCGUGCCAAAGUCCAGAUAUACAAGAUGAUGUCGAGGAUCCCUUUGAAGAUGCUGACCUCGAUGAUGGACUUGAUCCUGCAAUGAAAGAAGAGCUUGAUAGAGAAGUGGAAGACUUUGCAAGGAGGUUGAAUUCAGUGUGGCCUGAAAGAAUGCAUCUGGAACAGGACAGAAGGAUCGAGUCACAUAUUGGUGGUAAUGGUUCUCUGCAGAGAUUUACUGGGUUCAAUCACAGGUGAGUUUUUCUGUCAGGAUCAGAAGACGGGAAGCAGAGGAGAUUUGUGGACAUAGAGCUUGGAAGAGAGCUAAAGACCAAACUGGCCACCUGGCACCUGAGUGUUGGAAAUGCAUGAUGACUCGGAACCAAGCGUGCGGACACGCGCGACCGUCGUUUCCCUUGGCCAUUUUCUGGGGCAGGGGGUCGCCAAGUCAGGAUGAAGCAUAGCGAGGUUUAGGCUCAAGGAAAAAGACAGGGAUCCUUAUUUCUUUGGGAAGGGAUGGUUAGAGGUCUGUUAUUGACUCGGUUUUUCCUCUGCUGCUAAUUUUCCUGGAUAGAUAGAGUGGUGAUCGAUGGCAGUUGGAGCGAGCUGUUACAUACAUGUGAAAUUCCGUUUAUUCACUCAAUUGUGUGGUGCACAUAAAAAUGUGGUGGUGGUGUUCUGCUGGUGACCUCACCUGACCUGGGCUUGGUUGAAAUAUACCAUAUCAUAUAUUGCUACUUA
Molecule: messenger RNA, 1841 nt
Organism: Panicum hallii
Lineage: Eukaryota; Viridiplantae; Streptophyta; Magnoliopsida; Poales; Poaceae
Product: SKP1-like protein 21
Exons: 10
Coding region: 324-1358 (344 amino acids)
Biological process (GO): SCF-dependent proteasomal ubiquitin-dependent protein catabolic process
Cellular component (GO): cytoplasm; nucleus
Molecular function (GO): cullin family protein binding
Source: RefSeq, a predicted model, not a curated record